Messenger RNA from Artibeus jamaicensis (Jamaican fruit-eating bat), 1725 nucleotides. It is a transcript of the gene PRDM7, whose product is annotated as PR/SET domain 7. The record is from RefSeq and is a predicted model, not a curated record. Gene Ontology annotation, biological process: positive regulation of reciprocal meiotic recombination; regulation of DNA-templated transcription. Lineage: Eukaryota; Metazoa; Chordata; Mammalia; Chiroptera; Phyllostomidae. Gene Ontology annotation, cellular component: nucleus. Gene Ontology annotation, molecular function: protein binding; recombination hotspot binding; histone H3K36 methyltransferase activity.
AUGACGGUGCAGAAAGUGCAGGGGAAGCUGCACAUGGGACAUGAAACUCAGGCUGUAAGAAAAGACUUGACCCAACUGGAAAGGUACAACUUCUGUCUGGAGGAAAAGAAGACCCCCAAACAGCCCGAAAGCCCCCGCUCCCCUCAGCCCCGGGCACCCUGCCUGCAGCUCGCCCGGAAAGACCGAAUCUCCCCAAACUCAGAGACCCCGAAAGCCGUCAUCCGGGGACGCAAGGCUCCCGGGCCUCGGGGCCGGGACGCGAUGAACCGCGGCCGCGAGACGCAGGAGCGCCCCCAGGGCGACGCGGGGCGGACCCGGCGGAGGCCGCAGGCCGAGGAUGCUUUCAAGGACAUCUCCGUCUACUUCUCCCGGGAAGACUGGGCGGCGAUGGGCGCCUGGGAGAAGAGCCGGUACCGCAACGUGAAGAGCAACUACGAAGCGCUGCUCGGCCUAGGUCUCAGGGCCCCGCGGCCGGCCUUCAUGCGCCACCGCGGGCGGGCCGCCGCGGCCCGGGGGGCGGCCAGCGACGACUCGGACGAGGAGUGGACGCCCAGGCAGCGAGUGAAACCUUCUUGGGUGGCCUUCAGAGGGGAGCAGAGUAAACACCAGAAGGCAAUGUCCACGCCAUUAAGCAAUGAAUAUAGUGUGAAGGAAUUGUCCGGAACAACAAAUUUGAUGACUGCAAGUGGCUCAGAGCAGGCCCAGAAACCAGUGUCCCCUCUUGGAGAAGCAAGUGCCUCUGGAGAGCACAUUAGACAAAAAUCAGAACCCAGGAGAAAGGAGAUAGAUGUGAAGAUGUACAGCCUACGAGAAAGAAAGGGCCAUGUAUACCAAGAAGUCAGCGAGCCCCAGGACGAUGACUACCUUUAUUGUGAAAAGUGUCAGAACUUCUUCAUCGACAGCUGUGCUGUGCAUGGGCCCCCUACAUUUGUAAAGGACCAUGCAGUGCACAAGGGGCAUCCCAACCGCUCAACCCUCACCCUGCCCCCUGGGUUGAGAAUCGGACCAUCUGGCAUCCCUGAGGCUGGGCUUGGAGUGUGGAAUGAAGCAGCUGAUUUGCCAGUGGGUCUGCACUUUGGCCCUUAUGAAGGACACAUCACAGAAGAUGAAGAGGCAGCCAACAGCGGCUACUCCUGGCUGAUCACCAAAGGGAGAAACUGCUAUGAGUAUGUGGAUGGGAAGGACCAAUCCUGGGCCAACUGGAUGAGGUAUGUGAACUGUGCCCGGGAUGACGAAGAGCAGAACCUGGUGGCCUUUCAAUAUCACAGGCAGAUUUUCUACCGAACCUGCCGGGUUGUCAGGCCGGGCUGUGAGCUGCUGGUCUGGUACGGGGAAGAGUAUGGCCAGGACUGGGCAUCAAGUGGGGCAGCAAGUGGAAGAGAGAGCCCGUGGCCGGGAGAGAACCAAAGCCAGAGGUGCACCCAUGUCCCUCCUGCUCUCUGGCCUUCUCCAGUCAGAAUUUCCUCAGCCAACAUGUGAAGCGCAGCCACCCCUCUCAGAGACUUCCAGGAACAUCUGCAGGAAAACACCUCCAAGCAGAGGGACCCUGCCCAGAGGGUCAGAAUCAGCAGCAGCAACAUACUAGCACGCACAGCUGGAAAGACACCACUGAGGGACGAGAGGUCAAAGGAAGGUCAGCACCUCAUGGUGCACAGCAUACGGACUCCCGACCAGUCCUCACUGGGUCUGAGCCUCAGCUGUGCCCUCUCCAGCUGUGUGACCUAA